Molecule: messenger RNA, 2672 nt
Organism: Eurytemora carolleeae
Lineage: Eukaryota; Metazoa; Arthropoda; Copepoda; Calanoida; Temoridae
Product: CTL-like protein 2
Exons: 6
Coding region: 339-2495 (718 amino acids)
Biological process (GO): transmembrane transport
Cellular component (GO): membrane
Molecular function (GO): transmembrane transporter activity
Source: RefSeq, a predicted model, not a curated record
ACUAGUCUCCACUUCCAGAAUUAUAUGAAUUUCUUCUAAAAUGCAAAACAGAAUAUACUUGAAGCUCAAUAUUUAAAAAACAAUUAUUCGAUCUAUUUCAUAUUUGUCAGUAAAAGAUUAUUGGUUAAAUAAUUUCAUAUAUUUUAUAUAUUUCAUAUAAAGAUCAGAUGAGAAAUAAAACGAGAAAAGUUCUGGUUUCUACUUUCCGAGAAAAUCAAUACAAACGGACGGACAAAGAAAACUAGAAAUAACGACAUUAUUAGAGAAUCAAUAAAUGUUCUCUUCUUUGUUGAAGCAAUGAGUGGAAAUCCUUGAAAAGUCUAGAGAAAAUACGCAAAAUGGGUCGUGGCAAAGCUUGUUGCGUAGGACCUUGUUGUGCUGGAUCUCAAGUUGAUAGUGAAGAAGAAUACGACCCGUCGCACAAUGGACCGAUUAAGGACAGAUCUUGCACAGAUGUCAUAUGCCUACUACUAUUUAUUGUAUUUUUACUCGGUUGGGGCGUGGUUUCCGUGUAUGCUUUUGUGAAUGGGAAUCCUAAACAGCUCAUAUACCCUAGUAACAGUAGAGGUGAGAUAUGUGGAACUGCUGAUCACUCUGAGAAGCCGUUCCUGUUGUUCUUUGACCUGACAGUAUGCAUCGGGCUGUCCGCGACUAUCGGCGGAUGCGCGACCCCGCAAGUGUGCGUGCGCGAAUGCCCGUCAGGAUACUGGUCUUAUGUUACUGGAAAGACAAAGGAGCUCCAAUCUUUUUGUACAGAUUUGAGUCCUGGUGAGUUUGAAGGAACGGAUGUAAAUACUUUGAUAAGAUUACGGAAAUGUCCAGCUUACCUCCUGGACAGUACUCAUAUUCUGGGUAGAUGUGUUCCUAACUUUGGUAUCUUAAAACUUAACUCAUCAGAAGAAACUUUAAUUCAACAACUUAAAAAGGAUGAUAACACAGCAUUAGAUACUGGUAGUCUAACUCAGGGAAUAAAGUUCUUGAUGAGUGCCAUUAACCUGGGAGGUUUAGGAGAUAAACUUCUAACUGAUUUAUCCUUCUACUGGUGGAUUCUUCUCCUUUCUCUUCUAGCAUCCAUGCUUCUAUCAUUCUUCUGGAUAGCACUGUUGAGAUAUGCUGCUGGUCCUAUGGUCUGGUUAAGUAUUAUACUCGGAGUAACACUACUUUUAACAGCUUCAGCUCUAUUCUGGUACAGGUAUACUUUGCUGUUGGAAGCAGGAACUGAUGCGGAUAAAGAUGCUAUUUUUCUCCCUCCAGGAGUCAGCGCAUUCUCCUCAUUCUACUUUAGUCCAACAUUUUGGAUAGUUGCUGCGAUUAUCCUUACUAUAAUCACCGUAUUCAUCAUCCUCAUCCUUAUCUUUCUUAGAUCAAGGAUAGUUAUAGCAAUAGAACUCAUAGAGGCGGCUAGUCAAGCAAUAGGAAGCAAUAUGACAACCUUGUUUUUCCCAGGAGGUCCAUUUAUCCUCGAGGUUCUCUGUAUUAUCUGGUUCUGCUUAAUCGCAUCCUUCCUUGCAUCCUCAGGAGAAGCGCAGUUCAAGGUUGUGGAUACAUGUAAGGAGAUGACCUGCUUGAACCCUGAAACUAACCAGGCCUACUACAAGAACCAGGUGUGUGAAACAACCUCCUUCAACUGUUCCACCUGUCCCCAGGCUAAAUGUGUGUUCCAUAAAUUUGGUCCUGGUCUACUAGGAUCCGUUCUCCAGGUUUAUAAUCUCUUUGCACUCUUCUGGGUUCUUUUCUUUACCCAGGCUCUAGGAGAGAUGAUACUAGCUGGAGUAUUCGCUGGUUGGUUCUGGACAAUGGAUAAAGUAAACGAUCUACCCCUAGCUCCGAUAUUCUCUAGUGCUCAUAGAACAUUCAGAUAUCAUCUUGGAACCAUAGCUUUCGGUUCUCUUAUCCUAACAGUAGUUAGGAUGAUACGUGUAUUCCUGGAGUUUAUAGAGCAGAGAUUGAAACAGUAUGGACCUGAUAAUGUAGCUGUUAAAGCUAUUCUCUGCAUGUGUAAAUGUUGCUUCUAUUGUCUAGAGAACUGUUUACGGUUUCUCAACAGGAACGCGUAUAUAAUGACCGCUGUUUAUGGAUACAACUUCUGUAGCGGAGCCAGAAGAUCAUUUAUGCUGUUAGCUAGAAAUCUAGCUCGUGUAAGUGUUCUAGAUAAAGUGACAGAUUUCAUCCUUCUCAUUGGUAAAAUAAUAGUUCUGAGUCUAGUUCUACUGUUUGCUCUAGCGUUGUAUAAAGCAGGAGCUAUAGAUGCAGAACGCCAGCUCAACUUUCAGAUAGUUCCAGUCCUUCUCAUCAUCCUUACAACAUACGCAGUAUCUUCAAGUUUCUUCUCCGUAUACUCUAUGGCGGUGGAUACAAUAUUCCUGUGUUUCCUGGAGGAUAUAGAGAAACAUGAUGGUUCAGAGGAAAAUCCAUAUUUCAUGCAUCAAGAUCUCAGAAGGGUUCUUGGAUAUAUGAACAAAAUAAAACAAGUUGAAGAAUCUAAACAAGAAUAGAUACCAGACACUUGUCAAUUUUCUGUAAACACAGUCGGGAAUACGGUUCUCAACAAAUACAAUUUAAUCAGUUUCUGAACAAGUCUAGGUGUAAAAGUUGCCGUAUCAUGUAAAAAAAAUUCGACAAAUGUAUAUUAUAUAAUCUAUAUAUUUUCAAAUAAACAUAUUAUAUUGCUA